This is a messenger RNA of Melanaphis sacchari, 2504 nucleotides long. RefSeq lists its product as uncharacterized. The coding region runs from base 385 to 2181 and encodes 598 amino acids. The transcript has 10 exons. Lineage: Eukaryota; Metazoa; Arthropoda; Insecta; Hemiptera; Aphididae. The record is from RefSeq and is a predicted model, not a curated record.
AAAAAGCUGUUCCACCGUUGGCGACUGUCGCGCGCACGAGAUCGCUCCUACCGCCGCGCUGUAACGCGUGUCGACCGCAAGCCACGACAGUUUUCCGCUCGACGCCGUCGCGACCGCAUUCUCCCGGUGCAUCAGUAUACAGUACGCGCGUGUUCCGCAUUCGAUUUACAACCACAGCGACAACCCUUCAAAAUAUCACAUCGCGGGCGACGACUACAGACGCAUAAUAUCUAACGGCAUACUGCAGGUGUCCGGGUGCAGUGCGUUACGGGGGAAAAAAAAAAAGAAAGUUAAACAUCUGCCGCUCCGAAAGACCGCGUGCUAGCAUCGCCGUUGCUGUUCGCAUAUCGUACAUGACACCACAUCAGACAAGAACGUAGAACAAUGUACAGCAGACAAAAUCAAAAUCAAGGCGAAGCCAGACUUGAACUGUUACUGGACGACUUGCAAUCCACUCUUCCGCGUAAAAACCAUGGACUUAGUAACACAUCAUCAACCGGGUACAGAGAAGUCACAAAAAGCACAUCAAGGACGAUUGGUAACGGUCAGACAGAAACUAACAAGGAAUAUGAAAUCCAAUAUCUCAAUCCAGCCAACAAAUCUACAGUACUCAGUGAAAGAUUACCUGAUCUUCAAUCAGUUGACUUGCUGCGACAGACCAACGGUGGAAAAAAUUCCGGUUACGAAACGGUUUCGUCAUACCAAUAUAAUAAAUCGACAGAAAGCAAAAGUACAGUUCCCAGACAAGAAACGAACGGUGUUAACAUGAGACAAAGUAUUUCUGAACUCGAUUCAUUGUUAGACGAUUUGAAUCAUGCUCAAAAAGUUGGAUUUUCAAACUCCGGAAUUAGUAGACAUGAAAUAACAACUAAUGAAUCCAACAUUGAACCAUUAAGAAGCAGUACGCCAUAUAAACAACAAUAUAGUAAACAUGAAGAACAUAGGUAUGGAAGCCUUAACCGAUCAAAAAUACCAGGGACUAGUGAAGUCAUUUCCACCUAUGAAACAACGACAACCAAUGGAGAACCUUUAGAUUUAGAUUUGGUAGAUACUCCGCGUAGUUAUACCAAGUUGCUUCAAAACCAAUCUCCAGGAACUUAUCAGACAUCAGUAUAUUCAAAAGAAACUACAAAAAAAAUAAUACCGGGUACCACGACUUAUUCGACAUAUCAAAAAUUCGGUUCACCUACAACAGAUCCAGGGCAAUCUAAAGUAUACAAUUAUUCAGAAGAGUAUCGUACCGAUAGUAGGAAUCGUUCAAUGAGAGAUUUGCCACCGUCUCCUCGUCCUCAUAGAUCUUCGUCUCCUCGUUCUCCAUCCCCUCACCGUUCACCGUCACCCAUGUCAUUUCCUCAACCACCAGAACCUAGAAAUUACUCGAGUAGCCAUACUUAUACAAGUAGGACGACGUCACCUCAGCCGGUCCAGAAGUUUAGUCCAUCCGAUCCAAGCAGAAUCAACGAAGAGGUGACCUGGGUCGCUCAUGCCACGCCCCCUGUAACCCGUCGUUUCCCUGUGAGCGUGGAUAAUAAUUUAACUUCACCGUCUGGCCAGACAGUUUAUUCGUAUAAAUAUUCAAGCGAGACCAGAGAGAAUACUAAAUAUGGACAACCAAAUGGAUAUACAAAACCUGUACAUCAAGAACAGUUGCCACUACGCUAUUCACCAUUCCCAAGAGACGAAGCUGACACUCCUGGGCUCCAAAAUCCACCUAAACGGUUGGACGAUUUGAUGGCAUCGUUUGGUGACAGAACAGAUUACACGAACUACCACAGUAAUAGAGAAUACCACUCAAAUGUCAAGGAUUAUCAGUCUAAGUCUAGAGAAUACGAACAUGACAAGGCUGCUGAAUAUACGAUUCCGAUUAAAAAACCACAACCCGAUAAUCAAGCUCCUGAAAAUAAAGGUCCCGAGAAAUUGACGGAAGUUAAAGAAACUGAAGUGACUCAGUCGGUCGCCGGGCCACCAGUUUUUUAUCCCCCUGGAUCAACAACGUUUGCGAAGAAGGAAGAAGUAAUGCAACAGCAAGGUCAAUUUGGUCAAGGACAAAUGAAAGCCAAGGCCAAAGGAAUGUAUAAGUAUAAAAGCAAGAGCAAAUCAAAAGAAAAACAAAGUUCUGGAGCAACAAUGGUACCGGUAUGUUUACCAAUGUGCUGUGCCAUGCCAUGUGUUAUCAUGUAACCUACAAGACAUUACCUAAAUAUAUAACUUUACUAAUUUAUAAUUAUUUACUUGACACAAAUAAUAAAAAAACUGUCUCAUGGGUGGCCUAUUAAGCUUAGUAUCCUAAAGAGAAAAUUAAAUAAGUAGGUAUACAUGUUAUUUUAUUUAAAUUGGAAACAUUUUUAACUCAAAAGAAAUAUUUAAACAAAUACAUCAUAGGUGUACCACGUGCAAAGAAUUUUUCAAAGAAGAUACCAAUAAGUUAAGUUUUUAAACUGAUUUAUAACAAGGUUUAUUAACAGUAUACCUAACUAAAGAGUAAAGAUAACAAGCUGAUUUUG